Messenger RNA from Coregonus clupeaformis (lake whitefish), 4455 nucleotides. RefSeq lists its product as uncharacterized. The record is from RefSeq and is a predicted model, not a curated record. Gene Ontology annotation, molecular function: protein binding; guanyl-nucleotide exchange factor activity. Lineage: Eukaryota; Metazoa; Chordata; Actinopteri; Salmoniformes; Salmonidae.
AGAGAUGGUGCGGUCCGGAGCUGAUAGCUGACGUAGCUGUAGUAGGAUGAGAUGAGAGAGGAUGGAACACUCGGACAGCCCUGCCUCCCACAGCAGCGACCCCAACGGGUUCGUCAAUAAAGUCUUCAACGUGUCUCUGGAUGUGCAGAAUGAGACCGGCACCGUAUCUAUCCAGGAGACUGGGGAGGGAGAAGGACAGGGAGAGGGUCAAGGAGAAGGUCAGCGGCCAGGCCAAGCCCAGGGAAAGUGGCAGGAGGCUGGGGAUAGACAGGCAGAGACCCAGGCACCCCCUCAGACCCCUGGAAAGGAGCGCCCGGAGGUCAACCGUAGACCAAGAGCUACAGGGGCCAUCUGGAAGAUCUUGACCCGGCGUAGAGUGGCCUCAGAGCUGGAUAACAGAAGACCUCACUCUAUGAUUCUCCCUGGAGAGGCGGCCUCCAUCCCUAAACUGUCCUUCGCUGACAAGGUCCGCUCCAUCAAGAAGCUCCGCUCUCCGGCUGUCUUCAAGGGGAGGAUGGGGAAGAUGUAUGGGUCCAGCGCUAAGUUCAGAGACGGAGAGACGGAGGGUGACUCGUUCUGCCAGGACUUCCUCCCCUCGCCCGCCCUGCACCCCUGUAAGAGCACACUCCGCCACCGCGCGAAGAGGCACUCGUAUGCCGGACACACCACCGAGUUCGACUGCUCAUUUGAGGACAUAGAUCUGACAGCUACCCUGGACAGACACCAUCUUCCCUCGCUAGUGGAGCCUGUUACCCAGAACGGCUCUGAGCCCACAGAGAGAGCCUCCUACACCAAGAGAUGUCAGGUCCAGGCUCAGGCGCAGGCCAACCACUCCUCUAACUGUAACAGUACCUCAGCAGGAGUGUGUGAGGAGCAGAGUGUGAGGGGCAGCCCCAAGGCCCCGCUGGGUGGGAGGAGGUCUAAGGGAGCUGACGUGUGGAGUUACCUGAGGAGGAUCUCUGUCCUGGGGAAGGGGAACGCGGCCUACUCAGAGAGGAGUUUUGACUCAGAGCUCCACACACUGGACAAGACCAUGGACUCUGACUAUGGCUCGGUGGACUUCGAGAGCAUCAGGGACUUUCACCCAGCGGCUCCAAAACACUCUGACAGCAAAGGUGGACAUUUUGGGGGUCUGAUUAAGUUCUUCAGCAAUGUUGCGGAGACAGCUAGAAAAUGGCGGACGUCUUCACGCUCCUUCUCUCCUCCAGAGGAGGGAGGGGAGCGGUCGCCAUUGGGCCCCCCCAGAGCAGGGCAGCGUCUAGGGGACUACGUCCACAGUGUGUCCCUGACCCUCCGCAGUGAGGACCACCCAGAGUGUCCCCCAACACCCGCCUCACCCCUGACCCCUCACCCCCCUCGCUCCCCUGCCUGUGACCCUGUCUCACCCCCUCCUCUGAUAGGCAGACGGUCUCCUCAGGUGAUGUUGAAGGCCUGGAGGGUGUGUCCGGACUCACCAAGCGUUAACGGCCUGGUGUGCGUGAGCUCAUUGGAGACGACCAGACAGACGGACAGACAGACAGAGAGACAGACACAGCACACAUCUGUAGCCACAGUAGAGAAUCACGUGCCACACUCAAGGCUGGAGAGAGAGACUCAGAAAGAGAGAGAGACAGAGGUAGACAGAGAUCCCUUAGAAUGUGUGUCUACAGUGGAAAGAGAAAGAGAGGGAAGAGAGGGGGGAGAGGAAGGAGAGGGACACUCAGGAAAUUACCUGGAUUCCAAGGAUGCUCUACCUGUCUCGGAGCAGACACACCUUCCAAACGGCCAAUCAGAGUUAAGGGAAGGAGAGACCGUAGCCACUAGGGAGCCAGUAGGAAACUGCCCCCAGGAAGUAUUUAAGGCCCUGUCUCGUCCCCCGGGGGUGUCACCUUUAGAGCCCCCCCUCAGAGUGUCUCUUCAGAGGUGUCACUCCCUCCCUCUCCCCCCCAGCACCAUCACCACUCUGACCCUGUUCCCAGGACACACAGCAGACUCCCAGUCAUCCUCAGUGUGUCUUGGUGAUGGAGAGACUGGCAGCUACAGGAGGAGACUGCUCAGAACAGGAUCUGGUCCGCUGCAAGUCAACAUCUUGAUAAGCGGAGGAUCUAUCGUCAGUGCUGAGGCAGUAUGGGACCAUGUGACCAUGGCCGACCGAGAGUUGGCAUUUAAGGCCGGUGAUGUCAUCAAGGUGCUGGACGCGUCCAAUAAGGACUGGUGGUGGGGUCAGAUCGACGAGGAGGAGGGGUGGUUCCCUGCCAGCUUCGUACGGGUCGAACCCCACCCUCCUCAACCCCAAACAAAACAGGUUUUCUAUAUCAACCCCAUAGCAACUCCUCGGUUCCAAAACACUACGUCUAAGCUGUGGGUGAACCAGGAGGAUGGGGGGGUGGAGCCUGCGGAGGGGACCAGCGAAGUGGCUAACGGUCACCUGGAUCCGACCAACGACUGCCUGUGUCUGGGCUCGCCGCUUCAGAACCGUGACCAGAUGAGAGCCAAUGUCAUCAACGAGAUCAUGAGCACAGAGAGACACUACAUCAAACACCUCAAGGACAUCUGUGAGGGCUACCUGCGUCAGUGUAGGAAGAGGGUAGACAUGUUUAACGAUGACCAGCUGAGGGUGAUUUUUGGGAACAUCGAGGACAUCUAUCGUUUCCAGAUGGGCUUCGUUAGAGACCUGGAAAAACAAUACAACAAUGAGGAACCACACCUGUCUGAGAUAGGACCCUGCUUUCUAGAACAUCAAGACGGUUUCUGGAUCUACUCAGAGUACUGUAACAACCACCUGGAUGCGUGUAUGGAGCUGUCCAAGCUGAUGAGAGACGGGAGGUAUCAGCACUUCUUUGAGGCCUGUCGCCUGCUGCAGCAGAUGAUCGACAUCGCAAUCGACGGCUUCCUCCUCACACCCGUACAGAAGAUCUGCAAAUACCCCCUGCAGCUGGCCGAGCUGCUCAAAUACACCGCACAGGAACACAGUGACUAUCGCUACGUGGCGGCGGCGCUGGCGGUGAUGCGUAACGUCACUCAGCAGAUCAACGAGAGGAAGAGGAGGCUGGAGAACAUUGACAAGAUUGCCCAAUGGCAGGCCUCUGUCCUGGACUGGGAGGGUGAUGACAUCUUGGACCGGAGCUCAGAGUUGAUCUAUACAGGAGAAAUGUCUUGGAUCUACCAGCCCUAUGGACGCAGUCAGCAACGAGUCUUCUUCCUCUUUGAUCACCAGCUGGUCCUCUGUAAGAAGGACCUGAUUCGUAGGGACAUCCUGUACUAUAAGGGCCGUAUCGACAUGGACCGCUAUGAUGUGCGGGACGCCAUCGACGGUCGCGACGACGACUUCAACGUGAGCGUGAAGAACGCGUUCAAAUUGCACAACAAAGACAGCGAGGAGCUCCACAUCUUCCUGUCUAAGAAACUGGAGGAGAAGAUACGAUGGCUCCGGGCUUUCCACGAGGAGAGGAAGAUGGUGCAGGAGGAUGAGAAAAUCGGGUUUGAGAUCUCAGAGUACCAGAAGCAUCAGGCAGCCCUGACUGUGAGGAAGGUAGCUAAACAGAAAGGUGUGAACAGAUGCGUGCCUCCCUACCCCCCUCCCCAGGACCGCCUACCCCCGGGACAGUAUGACCUAACAGAUGACUUGGCACAAGCAGAGGUUUUUGAAUUCAGUCAAUUCAAACGAGGCCAGUCUCUUUUCAGGCACAGCAAUUUUACUAGAUUAACACCAUUUAAGAAAUAGAGAAACAGACUCUUUCCAAGGACCAUCUAUUUUUUCUGAGAAACACUCAAACUAAAAUGUUUGGAGGAUUACAUCGUCGUCCUGUGAAGAAGAAUUGAAGACAAAAAAAGAACCACUGAAGGAAGGACCAAUUAUGUUUAUUUGUGAGUUUCAUUGUGAGUUGUCACCCAGAAGACUGGAUAACUAUGGAUUAUAACUUCUUCACUUAAUUCUAAUUCCAGUGUUCUUAGUUCUAAGUUCCAAUGCUCCUCUUCUCCAGUAGACGCUACUGUUCCAUACUGAAGUGUACUGGAAUCUGCUUCUACACCCCUUAACCCCACCAUCGCCAUCUGAAUGUCCUGGAUUCAUGGAGAUAGCUUUUAUUUUUGUUAUUUUCAGGCUCUGCCGUUUUUCCAUAUUUGAAGUAAGCAUAUUUAAUGUUCCUUUACCAGAAGUCCACCUACCUAGUGUACAGUAUGAUUGUGUAGAUGACAGGUGUUCUGUUGUGUUGAUGUGUGUGUCUGUGAGGAUUAUGUUGUUGUGAGGAUGGCCUGAGGUGCACUGUAACAAUGAGGCUGAGGCUGAAAAGGCAUCCUAUUCCCUAUAUAGUGGGGUAGGGUGACACUUUGACUGAUAGGAGAGCCGUUGGCUGGUUCUGAUGUUUCUUAGAAGUUCUGUUGUCAGCAUCACCUGUCCCAUCAAAGACUAGUCAGACCAUCUCUCUCUCUCUCUCCCUCUCUCUCUCUCUCUCUCUCUCUCUCUCUCUCUCUCUC